AAAAGUGUCUUUAGUUCCCGGUCACCUGAGCGCCCACGACGCGCUCGCGGGAGCCUCGCGGAGUCACGCCUGCCGCACCUCGGGUCCCGAGACCCUGCCCCCGCCCCCCUCCGCCGCGGCGAGCCGCUCGCCCCCACCCAGGCUCCGUCCUUCCCGCUGUCCUUUCCCGAGAGCCCGGCCGGACCGAACCGGGCCGAGCUGGGCCGCCCCGGCGCGCCCGCCCGCUCACCAUGGCGUCCCUCUUCAAGAAGAAGACCGUGGACGAUGUGAUAAAGGAACAGAACCGAGAGCUGCGAGGCACUCAGAGGGCUAUAAUCAGGGACCGAGCAGCCUUGGAGAAACAAGAAAAACAGCUGGAAUUAGAAAUUAAGAAGAUGGCCAAGAUUGGUAAUAAAGAAGCUUGCAGGGUUUUAGCUAAGCAGCUUGUCCAUCUACGGAAACAGAAGACAAGAACUUUUGCUGUAAGCUCAAAAGUCACGUCUAUGUCCACACAAACAAAAGUGAUGAACUCCCAGAUGAAGAUGGCCGGUGCUAUGUCUACCACUGCAAAGACAAUGCAGGCAGUCAACAAGAAGAUGGAUCCACAGAAGACACUACAAACAAUGCAGAAUUUCCAGAAGGAAAACAUGAAAAUGGAAAUGACUGAAGAAAUGAUCAAUGACACCCUUGAUGACAUCUUUGAUGGUUCUGAUGAUGAAGAAGAAAGCCAGGACAUUGUGAAUCAAGUUCUUGAUGAAAUCGGAAUUGAAAUCUCUGGAAAGAUGGCCAAAGCACCGUCGGCUUCCAGAAGCUUACCGUCUGCCUCCACCUCAAAGGCAACCAUCUCUGAUGAAGAGAUUGAACGGCAACUCAAGGCUUUGGGGGUAGAUUAGAUCACCAAGCCAUACUGUUGCCACUUUCUUACAAUUAUUUGACCUACAGUGGGUCCAGUGCAGAUUCCUUUUACAAAACGCAUUCAUUUUGCAAAAAUGAAGACCAUGAGUGAACAGUUGUUUCCUGACCCAUGGCUAUUUUGAACUUUUUGCCAAAGAAUUCCAGUGACACAAAAUGGGAACAGUUUGGUUGUUGACUAGAACCACGAAGGUCUGAUGAUGUAUGCAAACUGAGUUCUUUCUGCAUGGCGUAGAGAAGUGGUGUCAUUACAUAGUGUCGGGGUGUGUUCUAAAUCUUUUUACACCGAAAUCAGAGUUCUUGUUAAAUGCCAUUAGGCACCAACUUAAAGAGACUUGUAAACAUAUUAAAGGUAUAUCAUUAAUUCUGUAUCUGUUGCGUGUCCUUUGUAGACAGUUAUGUUAGAACCACAGGCAGUGCAGCUGCCAAAUUAUUUUUAAAUCAUCUAAAGAGUGCUAUUUAAACAUCUGUCUUAAAAACUGUCAUGAGCUUUUACUUUUCUUCCAUUUUUCCCCCUUUGGGAGAACAUUCUAGUUGGUAAGUUUAUUACCUUUCAAAAUGUGCUUGGCACCUGCCUUAAAUAGCACAAACAUAUUGUGCACAUCUUUAAAUUAUUUUAACUGGCAAAAAGAGAAUUACAUUUUAAAAUAAAACUGAGACUUCGAACAGUUACCCAAGCUGUGUUGCAAAGCUUAUAAAAGUGAAAUGGAUAUAAUUGGCAAAAUGAAGAAAGAAGAUGCUGAAUUAAUCACAUUUUAUAGUAAUGAAACCACACUUUGGUCUUUCUUCCAAGAACUGAGACUUUCUCCAUAUGAAUUAUAACUUAGUCUGUGUUGAAUUUUGAAUUGUAUUAAUAUACACAUUAAAUCCUCUAAAUUGAAGCCAUUCUUCUAAAUGAAGUACUACUACAAUGACAAUACUUGACCUAGAUUUCUAAAGUAAGAGCAUUUUUGUUUUGCUUUGUUUUUGGUAAAUAAACUACAACUUUGUCAGAACUCGCUGCCUAAAUUGCGUCAUUGUUUUAGCAGUAAUUUGAAAAGUGAGUUAGCUAUGUCCUAUAGACAGCAGGAGAAAGGGACGGCUCCACAGAGUUAGAAGUAGAAUUUAGAAUUAGGUUAGUUUUGAAGAAUGAUGUUGUAAUAUAUGGAUUCUGGCACAUCCCAACACAGAAACUGGAAACUCCGAUCAGUGUAACCUGUCUAAUCCCAGGGGUUGGACCUUUGGGCUGGUGGAAAACAAGGCAGACACAUACUGUGACUUUAGAUAUGGCACAGAUAGUGCAAGGAGCAGAAGCUUCGCCAUCUGCUUCAGAAUCCAUAAGCAUCUUGUGUUCAGAGAGUAGUAACAGCACUGAUGGUCUCAAGUGUACAAUUCAAGUUUUCCCUGAAGGGGAAGGAGUUCAAACAUCGUACUGUAUUGCACCCAAACCUGUUUUGGUUGUACAUAGUAAUGUUGUCUAACCUAAUUUACUUUCUUGUUUACAUGUGGGAUCUUUGAGUUUUAAGAUUAUUUUUGUCUUAAAAAAUCAAUAAACAUUUAUUGUUCUUA
Messenger RNA from Mesocricetus auratus (golden hamster), 2439 nucleotides. It is a transcript of the gene Chmp2b, whose product is annotated as charged multivesicular body protein 2B. Gene Ontology annotation, cellular component: ESCRT III complex; multivesicular body. NCBI's taxonomy places the organism in Eukaryota, Metazoa, Chordata, Mammalia, Rodentia, Cricetidae. The record is from RefSeq and is a predicted model, not a curated record. The transcript is spliced from 6 exons. Gene Ontology annotation, biological process: endosome transport via multivesicular body sorting pathway; protein transport; late endosome to vacuole transport. Bases 231 to 872 code for a protein of 213 amino acids.